Messenger RNA from Daldinia decipiens, 1988 nucleotides. RefSeq lists its product as uncharacterized. The transcript has a single exon. NCBI's taxonomy places the organism in Eukaryota, Fungi, Ascomycota, Sordariomycetes, Xylariales, Hypoxylaceae. The coding region runs from base 479 to 1465 and encodes 328 amino acids. The record is from RefSeq and is a predicted model, not a curated record.
CGCCACCCCUCCGCUGCUACCUACCUACCUCAUACAUACUUUUAAUGUAUGCGUUUCGAUCAAUCUUUUUGCAUCUGGGCACCACCGACGCCAUAUUCGUCAUACCCAGUCUCUCGGAACAAAGUCUAUACUUUGUUUUGACUGACUACAUACCUAAUUAUCCAUGAAUGUAUUUACUCCACCAGUGUUAGUCCUAUACUACGUUAUACAUACCAUCGGAUAAAAAGGGAAAAAAAGGAUCCUACAUGUAGGUAGGCAUUCGGCCACGAGCUAGACACGCAAACACAUCGUGGCGUUUGCCUUAGGUCUUACAUUAGCGCAGGAUCCGGCUUCUUGGUAAAUCAAGCUUCGUCAAUCGGUCGAGUCGUGCUUGGGUAUCAUUUACUAAAUCCCAGCGACCCUUUCGCUGGAAACAGGGUCCUACGUCUCUCCAUCUCUGUCCGCUUUUCUACUCUCCAGAUGUUUCGCCCAUCGAAACAUGUCCGAGUCUUUCGCUUCCAACCAGAAGAUGGACUCCGACAUCCCACUAGAUGACGAUGACCCGUCACCGUCUCCGGAAAGCAAAUUAUUCCAAAAUUCUUCGCCUACGAUGUCAAUGUCGGCAGCGAGUCCAGCCCGUUCGGACGGCGAUCGCAUAGAAUGUCUUGUUCGAAGGAUGAGCAAACAAACGUUGGUGCGAGAAUCGCUACUUGCAUCAGCAAUGGAGUCGCAAGGCUGUCUGGCCAAUUCCAGCUUGCCAAUAAACCCAGAGCCAAUGCAAAUAGAAAUACAAACGUUGCCACACAUAUCUGAGCCUUUGAACGAGUUGGGUUAUAGUUAUGUUACCGAAACUCCGAGCGAUCAGUACAUAUCACAAUCAAGACCAUCCCAACACUACGAGAGCAUGGAAAAUCUACCUGGCGAUCCCAUUAUGGAUGGGAACUUCACUUCUAGUAUUGGUACGCAAGAUAAACAGGAACAGCCGGAGAUGAGCCUUCAGAGUCGGUUUCCAAACCUUCGUAGGCUAGACUUAAUGGCGAACAUGAUCGAGAACGAAGAACAAUGCAAUGUACAUAUACCGAGACCGGUUACUUUAAUUCCAACACCUCGACUGCCCUCUUCAGCCGACCUAGCGCCGUCCGCCGGUCCCGCCAGUCGCAGGGGUUUGCCACUACCAUACGAUAACAACGCGGUACUAGAGGUGGACGAAGGAAUUUGCACUCAGCCUGACGAACAGGCUUCCAGUGAGAUUCUAGGUUUAAGGGAUGCUAGCGGUCCAGAAAGCAUUAGAAAACUUGGGCAUCUCAAAUACAGAACAUCGCUAGAGACGGCUAUGCGGUGCAAGAAUAUGAGGAAGAGCGCGCCGAGGAUGCGGAGGAGACCCAAGACACAGCCAAAGGAGACACAACAGACGGAUUCAACGAUAAAUCCGGCAUCGACGACUCCGACGACCCCGACGACCCCGACGAACUCAAUGGCAGCAUGAUUUCGGUUUACUCUAUUUUCUUUUGUGGUUUUUGGUUCAUUUUCAUCCUAUUACAUAUACCCCAAGGCAGGAGGAGGUAGGCGUUGUUAGCGGUUGGGUCACGGCAGAAAUAGGGAAUUGCAUCGCAUCGGUCCAUUGGUUUGUGGAAAGGUUGGGCCCGGUAUACAGGAGCGUGGUUAGCAUUCAACUUGGCAUUUAGGGUAUGCGGUUGCAGGCUGUUCAAAGACUGCGUACGUUUACGUCAACUGCAUGAACCAUUUAUCCCUGAUUUAAUUACAGAAAGGGGGUUGGGAGCAAGACGGUUUGGGAUACCGUUGUAUAUUUACACACGAUAUUGUUUUACAUGUAUAUAUGGCAUGAUGAUAGUGUGUCCGCGGUUUACAUUAGGUACCUAGGUAGGUAGGUACCUAACACUUCUAAGUUGAUCUCAACUUGGGUCGAGGCAAGGGUUUCUAACAGAACCAAUCUUACAAAACUCAACCCCAAUAUCAGUCGGGCAAGUUACUGCAAGUAAACCUGUGUC